Impatiens glandulifera is the source of this 3033-nucleotide messenger RNA. Its product is annotated as nitrate regulatory gene2 protein. The transcript has 4 exons. The record is from RefSeq and is a predicted model, not a curated record. Lineage: Eukaryota; Viridiplantae; Streptophyta; Magnoliopsida; Ericales; Balsaminaceae. The coding region runs from base 183 to 2897 and encodes 904 amino acids.
AGAUAGAUAGAUAUGUUAAAAGAAUAAACUUUCCAUCAUCUUCAGUUCAAAUUUAAUAUAAUUUUGAUUUUCUCUUUCGCGAGAUUUUUGUUUGUUUUCUGUUGUUUGUUGGAUCUGUUGAUUUUCUCCGUGCAGAAUGUUGUAUCGUGGACUGUAUUUUUGCACGGAGGAGAAGAUCAGAGAUGACGGCAACAGUUUUCUGUUUUGCUGAAUUAGGGUUUUUGGCUGCUGAGAUGGGUUGCGGUGGUUCCAAGGUCGACGAUUUGGCACUUGUGGUUCGUUGCAAACAGAGAAAGGAAUUAAUUAUGGCGGCAGCCGGCCAUCGCUAUGCUCUCGCCGCAGCUCACGUCUCUUAUUUCAAGUCACUUGAAAGAGUAGGAGAUGCCCUCAGGAAAUUUGUACAAGAAGAGCUCGUGAUUGUUUCUCCUCCACCUUCCCCCGGCCCGGUGCUCACAUUGCCUUCUGAUGAACUAAAGCCCAAGAAAAGACACGUAAAUGACAAUUCAUCACCAUCUUCCGGUUCUGAUUCGAACUCACAAAUUCACUCACUAGGUGAUCGUGAUCAUGAUCAUGAUCACGAUCAUGAUCAUCAUGGUUCGCACUUGCAUCUGUCUGACUCUGAUUCGGAAUUGAGUUCUCCAUCAGUCCAUGUUCAACAUCACAAUCAUCCACAUGAAGAAACGAUGCCUCCAUUCUCUGGGGCAUUUCCACAAACAAAUUGGGGGCCAUACGGAAUUAAUUUUCCUAACCUAAAUCCGGCACCUUCAUGGGAAUCAUCUGGGAUGAAUCCUUAUCCACCAUUACAGCCAGGAUGGGAUCCGUAUAACAACAAUUAUGGGAAUGGGAUGAGUUCGACUAAUUAUCAUACAUAUUACAUGAAGAAAUCUGCACCUGCUGUUCAGACUGUAAUACAUGAUCCUAACAAUUCUCAUGAAUCUGUGCAGUUACCUGAAUCCUCACACAACAUGUACCCAAGUUAUCCAUACCAAAAUGGUGGCGACUUCUUCAGAUUCCCAACAGGGGCACCGUAUCCUAGUUCUUACAGGAAUAAGCCGCCAAGUCCCCUGCCUGAGCCACCGCCACCUCCUUCUCCUAACGUCUCUUCUUGGGACUUCUUGAACCCAUUUGAUACGUUUGAUCAUGGUUACGCCGGAUACUAUUCUCAAAAUAAUAUAUAUGAGAAUGGCUCAAUUGUUAGUAGUCCUGAGAUCAAUGAGGUUAGAGAAAGGGAAGGAAUCCCUGAUUUGGAAGAUGAAACAGAUCCAGAGGUAAUAAAGGAGGUCGUCCACAAGAAGGGGAAGAAAGUGUAUGAAGGUGUGAGGAAAAGAUCAGGCGUGGGUACAACAUCUAGAUCAGUACAAUCUAGAAAAAAGAGUAGCGAGAGCAGUUCGAGUUCAAUGCCAUUUCAUAAACAAAGUAGCCAUGGUUUUCCUUCGCAAUCAUCGAGUGAGGGCAUCUCAGUUGAACCAUCUUCACUACACAGUGAGUCUGCUCACUCUGUCAAUUUGAAGGAGGAAAAAAGCAGCCCAGAAACCAUUUUGUCCAAGAGCUCAGAGGAUAUUUCCACAAAGAAAAGAGAGGUGACAUUUGAUGAUGGAAUUCAAGAUAGUUCUUCUACCUUCACCGCUCAUAUAUACAGAGCGCAUGGCACAAGAGACCUUAAUGAUGUUGUUCAGGAAAUUGAGAAUGAAUUUAAAACUGCUUCUGCAGUCGGGAAGGAGGUAGCUUCAAUGUUGGAAGUGGGCAAGUUGUCCUAUCAACCAAGGGUCUCUUUAUUGAAAGUGAUCUUAUCUAGAGUCAACUAUGUGAUAGCGCCCACGAUUUCAUAUUCAACAGACCCUCCAUCCAGGCGAUCAGUCUCGACAAGAAGACUGGCAGAAUCUUACUUGACGGAUUCUGAGAACACUAAGACAAUAAACCUCUCUUCUACUUUGGAUAAGCUUUAUGCAUGGGAGAAGAAACUCUACAAAGAAGUUAAGGAUGAAGAGAGACUGCGGCUGAUUUAUGAGAAGCGAUGCAGAAGAUUGAAAUCAUUAGAUGACGAAGGAGCUGAAAGCAGCAAGAUUGAAGCUACACAAGCUUCAAUUAAGAAGUUGUUGAUGAAAAUUGAUGUUUGCAUCAAAGCUGUUAAUGCUAUAUCAACAAGGAUACAUAAACUGAGAGAUGAAGAGUUGCAGCCUCAGGUCACUGAAUUAGUUCAUGGUUUGACAAGAAUGUGGAGAGGUAUGGUUAAGUGUCACCAGAAGCAGUUCCAAGCAAUAAUGGACAGUAAAAUGAAAAAAUUGAGAUCAAACGCAGUGAGAAGAGAUUCGAGCUUGAAAGCCACCAUGGAACUGGAGGUGGAGCUACGGACAUGGUGCAAUCACUUUUGUGAUUGGAUGCACAAUCAAAGAUCCUUUAUCGUAUCUCUAAAUGCAUGGCUAUUGAGGUGCUUGGAUUAUGAGCCAGAAGAAUCAUCCGAUGGAAUAGUCCCCUUCUCUCCUGGACGGAUUGGUGCCCCUCCCAUUUUUGUUGUUUGCAAUGAUUGGUUCCAAGCAAUGGAAACAAUUUCUGAGAAAGGAGUAACAGAGGCAGUAGACAAGUUCGGUUCAAUUUUGGGACAGCUAUGGGCGAUGGAUGAGGAUCGUGACAAAAAGAGAGAAGAAAGUUUGAAGGAGUUGGAGAGACGACUGCAGUCUGUUCGAUUGAACAAGAAGGCGAAAUCAGAGGUACCUUCCGAAAGUGGGAUCUUACCCUUGGACGAUCUGAAGGUGGAUUUGGAUUCAAUGAGAAAGAAAUUGCAAGAGGAUUCGAUUAGUUUACAGGCCAAUUUGGUUCCAAUUUUUGAGUGUUUGGGUAACUUCGCAUCAGAAGCUCUUAAAGCUUAUGAGAAUGUGAGGACACCCAAUGCUAAAUAGAAAGGUAAUAACUUUGCAUGAUAGUUGUAGCUUAUAAUGAGGUGUAGUGAUGUUAGUUACAUAAGCUUAUAGUGUACACAAAGGUUUACAGAUUACAUAAAAGUAAAAUUUUGAAUAAAAUUUUAGUCUUUUAAGA